Selaginella moellendorffii is the source of this 1705-nucleotide messenger RNA. Its product is annotated as alkaline phosphatase D. The coding region runs from base 166 to 1596 and encodes 476 amino acids. The transcript is spliced from 9 exons. The record is from RefSeq and is a predicted model, not a curated record. Lineage: Eukaryota; Viridiplantae; Streptophyta; Lycopodiopsida; Selaginellales; Selaginellaceae.
UAUAAUGAUAAAGGCGCGACUUUGGUUGGAUUCCCGCCACGUAGCCGACGAAUAUACCCCUCCAUGGAAGCCAGGUGCUUCCUCUUCGUCGCCCAAGAACUAAAGAGCUCUGUGUGUGCUGCAGUUAGAGGAUAGGGUUAGGGUUUGCGAUGCGCCUUCCAGUGGAUGGAGAAUUCCCGGAAGCCGAUGUCUAGAAUGAGGUACAAUACCGAUCUCUUCUUUCUACCAAGCUGGUCGUCUCUGCCCACUGUGAGCAUGGGAAUGCUAGCUAGUCUCUUUUAUGUUCUUCUUCUCUUCCUCUUUUCUCGCAUUGGAGGGGCGGAGCUUCCUGUUGUAUCCAGGAUUGCUUUUGGUUCGUGUGCUCAUCAGGACGUUCCUCAGCCGAUAUGGUCGGCUGUGCUGGAUUUCAAGCCCGAGGUGUUUAUCUGGCUUGGAGACAACAUUUACGCGGAUAACAAGCGGCCGACUCGGGUGUUUGGAAAGGAACGCACCGCUGGGCCUUGGAAGAACAUCCCCCGCUUCUCUCCUGUGUCGCUUGAAGAAAUGGCGGAGAAGUAUCGGAAAGGGAAGAGCGUUCCCGAGUACAAGAGAUUGAGAGCAACUACACAGAUUAUAGGAACUUGGGAUGACCAUGAUUAUGGCCUCAAUGACGCUGGAAAGGAGUUUGAAGGCAAGAGGGAGAGCCAAAAGUUAAUGCUGGAGAAUUUGGACGAGCCUUUGGACAGCCCCAGAUGGUCCCAGGAGGGGGUCUAUACGUCUUACUCUUAUGGUCCUUUAGGAAAGAGAAUUAAGGUUAUUCUUCUAGAUACAAGGUACCACAGAGAUCCGAUUUUCAGCGACGGGACGGUGCUGGGAGAAAAGCAGUGGACGUUUCUGGAGAAAGAACUGACCGAGACCGAUGCGCAAAUCAAUAUCAUAGCUUCGUCCAUUCAAGUGUUGGGCAACUUUUCUUCGACUGUGCGACCUUUCUUUCACGUGGAAGCAUGGUCGCACUUUCCAAAAGAGCAAGAACGACUUUUUGAUGUAAUUGCACGCUCGAAUGCAAGUGGUGUUGUCUUUAUCAGUGGGGAUGUGCACUUUGGGGAAAUCACUAGGUACGACUGUGGUAUCAGCUACCCGCUUUAUGAUGUGACAUCGAGUGGCCUUACACAGGCAGUGGAGCAGUCUAAGCUUGCUCCGCUAGCAAGGUUCUCUGCCUGGCUAAUGCCAACUAGUAUGAGGGUAUACAAUCAAUGGUGCCGAUACAGCUCUUGCGUUUAUGGCAAACAGAACUUCGGAACUUUCCUCAUCGACUGGACCGAGGACAAUGUCAAAAUUGUCGCGGAGAUCAGAGACGUGUUUGGACGGCCUGCGCUCAAGGAGAUCAUCCCGCUCUCGAAACUCCAGGCACAAGAUGGAGCAGAGAGAAACUUCAAGCGGCUAAGGAAGAAGAUCCAGAGGCACUGUACACGGGAAGUCGACCUUCCCUGGUACCUGAGAUACCGACUGGCUGCCGUCGUUUACUCUCUCUUCACUGUGAUCAUACUGGCUGUUUCUGUUUCCCUUUACUGUCUGGUGAGAGUGGGAAGCAGCAAGCUUCACAAGAAGUCCGAGUGAAAGUUAAAAGUACGUAGAGUUUAUACUUUUGUUCUAUUUUUAAUCCACAAAGGGGAUAACACUUGUUUAAGGAUAAAGUACUAUCUUACUCAGAUAGUUUUUAAUAGCA